AUGCUUACAUUGCAGGAUAACAAAUUGCCAACGGAAAUGGACACCUUCUUGCCUCAAGACGGGUCCAACAUGAAAGAUGGCGUAUUAUCCAAAUACAAAGUGCAAGUCGCACCGAGAGAUAUGGAGGCUGGACAGCAGCAGGGCGAUGUAAAAAGCUUCGAUCCAUUUAGUGAACGAAGAGUAGAUAACCCGACGACAGACUGCGAUACAUUAACGCAUUUACUGAAAGCCUCGCUUGGAACGGGCAUAUUGUCCAUGCCAAUUGCUUUCAAGAAUGCUGGCCUCCUGGUUGGUGUAUUUGCCACGAUCCUAGUGGCAUUUGUGUGCACACAUUGUGCAUAUAUUUUGAUAAAAUGUGCACACGUUCUGUAUUACAAAACGAGACGCACGGAGAUGAGUUUUGCCGAUGUAGCAGAAGUAGCGUUUGCUACGGGACCAGAAUGGGGAAGGAAAUUUUCUAAGCCAAUUAGGUAUCUCAUACAGAUUAGUUUAUUUGCAACGUACUUUGGCACUUGCAGCGUGUACACAGUUAUCGUUGCUGCGAACUUCAACCAGAUCAUUGCACAUUAUAAAGAGGCUGGAUCCGAUGAAUUCAGUAUACGGCUGAUGACAGCUUGUUUAUUGAUCCCAUUGAUACUCCUCAGUUGGAUACCGAAUUUGAAAUACCUUGCGCCCGUUUCCAUGGUUGCCAAUAUAUUCAUGGGAACAGGCUUAGGAAUAACUUUUUAUUAUUUAGUCUGGGAUCUCCCACCUAUCACGAGCGUGCCUUUAUUCGCGAACUUCGAGGACUUCCCAAGAUUUUUCAGCAUUACAAUCUUUGCAAUGGAAGCAAUAGGUGUUGUAAUGCCGCUGGAAAAUAAUAUGAAAACGCCGCAACAUUUUGUUGGAAUCUGCGGUGUUCUUAAUAAGGGAAUGUCUGGAGUUACGCUUAUAUACAUUUUACUGGGUUUCUUGGGAUACAUAAAAUAUCAGGACACCACUAUGGAUAGCAUCACGUUAAAUCUACCAACGGAAGAGAUAGCGGCACAAGUUGUAAAGAUUUUAAUAGCUCUUGCCGUUUACUGUACGUUUGGAUUACAAUUUUACGUCUGCCUUGAUAUUGCAUGGAACGGUAUAAAGGAUCGAUUCCAAAAGAAACCUUUGUUGGCAAAUUACAUUUUAAGAACGGUUAUGGUCACAGGAGCAGUUCUACUGGCUGUUAUUGUACCAACUAUCGAACCUUUCAUUGGCCUGAUCGGUGCAUUUUGUUUUUCAAUAUUGGGUCUAUUAAUUCCUGUGUUCGUUGAAACUGUAACUUACUGGGACGUAGGUUUCGGGCCAGGAAACUGGGUAGCGCUCAAGAAUGUAAUAAUAUGUGUCAUUGGUCUUAUGGCAUUAGUAUUUGGAUCUCGUAGUGCAUUAAUACAAAUCGUACAGCUAUAUAGAUAAAGAAAUUGAUUUCAUAUAGAUAUAAAUCUGUAGAAUAUUCCAAUAUUCCAAACUUUGAAAGUAUUUGAAAGCCAUUUAACAGAUUUUAAAGCAAUAAAUUUCUGAUAAUUCCAAUAUUUUACGAGGGCAAUCAAAACAGUAUGUCAAUUGGAAAUGUUAAUUUAAAUAAUUUAUUUUAGAAAGCGUACAUAAUCAAAGGUUUCAUAAAAUUUAUAUCAAAAGUUUAGAUGCCUGUGUAUAUGCUUACAAGAAGUGCUCUAGUAAGAUAGAAACGAAGAAUUCUGAUAGCAAAUAUUGUUUCGGUUGUUGUGCAAACGAGAGCUUCAAAAAUGAAUUCUUGUAAGAAUGAUGAACCAAAAAACCGACAUUCGGUAUAGUUGAAAUAAUACCUACGCACAAACAAUUUUAUACCAUAGAAAGAAUUAUAUUAGGGAAGGUUA
This is a messenger RNA of Habropoda laboriosa, 1868 nucleotides long. It is a transcript of the gene path, whose product is annotated as proton-coupled amino acid transporter-like protein pathetic. Bases 1 to 1428 code for a protein of 475 amino acids. The transcript has 8 exons. NCBI's taxonomy places the organism in Eukaryota, Metazoa, Arthropoda, Insecta, Hymenoptera, Apidae. Gene Ontology annotation, molecular function: amino acid transmembrane transporter activity. Gene Ontology annotation, cellular component: vacuolar membrane. Gene Ontology annotation, biological process: amino acid transmembrane transport. The record is from RefSeq and is a predicted model, not a curated record.